Osmia bicornis bicornis is the source of this 1720-nucleotide messenger RNA. Its product is annotated as tubulin beta chain. The transcript has 2 exons. Gene Ontology annotation, molecular function: GTPase activity; GTP binding; structural constituent of cytoskeleton. Gene Ontology annotation, biological process: microtubule cytoskeleton organization; mitotic cell cycle. Gene Ontology annotation, cellular component: cytoplasm; microtubule. The coding region runs from base 1 to 1335 and encodes 444 amino acids. Lineage: Eukaryota; Metazoa; Arthropoda; Insecta; Hymenoptera; Megachilidae. The record is from RefSeq and is a predicted model, not a curated record.
AUGCGAGAAAUCGUGCAUAUACAAGCUGGACAAUGCGGCAACCAGAUCGGUGCCAAGUUCUGGGAGGUGAUUUCGGACGAGCACGGCAUCGAUCCUACCGGUGACUAUCACGGGGAUUCGGACUUGCAGCUGGAAAGGAUCAACGUCUACUACAAUGAAGCGUCCGGUGGCAAAUACGUUCCGCGUGCCAUCCUCGUCGAUUUGGAGCCGGGUACCAUGGACUCGGUUCGAUCAGGACCGUUCGGGCAGAUCUUCAGACCGGACAACUUUGUCUUCGGACAGUCUGGAGCGGGUAACAACUGGGCGAAGGGUCACUAUACCGAGGGUGCCGAGUUGGUCGACUCGGUAUUGGACGUGGUUAGAAAAGAAGCCGAGAGUUGCGAUUGCCUUCAAGGUUUUCAGCUAACUCACUCGCUCGGCGGUGGUACCGGUUCCGGUAUGGGUACCCUGUUGAUCUGCAAGAUUCGCGAAGAGUAUCCGGACCGAAUAAUGACUACCUUCUCCGUGGUACCAUCUCCGAAGGUAUCCGAUACCGUGGUCGAGCCUUAUAACGCGACCUUGUCCGUGCAUCAGCUGGUCGAGAACACCGAUCAAGCUUAUUGUAUCGAUAACGAGGCCCUCUACGACAUUUGCUUUCGCACCUUGAAACUCACCACUCCCACCUACGGAGAUCUGAACCAUCUUGUAUCGGCCACGAUGUCGGGAGUGACGACCUGUCUGAGAUUUCCCGGACAGCUGAACGCGGACCUGAGGAAGCUCGCCGUGAACAUGGUGCCGUUCCCUCGAUUGCACUUCUUCAUGCCCGGUUUCGCGCCGCUCACCUCGCGUGGUAGUCAACAGUACAGAGCGUUGACGGUACCGGAACUCACUCAGCAGAUGUUCGACGCUAAGAACAUGAUGGCCGCCUGCGAUCCUAGACACGGACGAUACUUGACCGUCGCCGCUGUGUUUCGCGGUCGAAUGUCCAUGAAAGAGGUCGACGAACAAAUGUUGAACAUACAGAACAAGAACAGCUCGUAUUUCGUCGAGUGGAUCCCGAACAACGUGAAGACGGCCGUCUGCGACAUACCACCCCGCGGUCUGAAAAUGUCCGCCACCUUCAUCGGAAACUCCACCGCGAUACAGGAACUGUUCAAGAGAAUUUCCGAACAGUUCACGGCCAUGUUUAGGAGGAAAGCGUUCCUUCAUUGGUACACCGGUGAAGGUAUGGACGAGAUGGAGUUCACCGAGGCCGAGUCGGACAUGAACGAUCUGGUGUCGGAGUAUCAGCAGUAUCAGGAAGCAACCGCGGAGGACGAGGGAGAGUUCGACGAAGAGGAGGAGACGGAGAAGUAAGAGACGCGUUUCUUGUCUCUUCUUCGUCUUCGUCAUCCUCCUGGCCCGUGCGAACACGUAAAAUAGCAUAAAUUUCUCGUGGACGUUGGAAAUUUCACUACCGAAUUUUUCUAUUCAUUCUAUUAUAACGAACGCUCCUCUUCGAUUUGUAUAUCUUUUGUGAUCUUUUUACGAAUGGUUUUUGAUCGAUUUUUAUAUAUAUAUACAUAUAUUUAUAUACACCUCUACGUAUAUUAUGUACACGCACGCACAUACAUACACAUGUUCGGAUAAGAUAAUACGAUAUAAUACACAUACGCAUAUAUACAUGUAUACAUAUCUUGUAAGUAUCUAGAAACGUUGUAUUAUCUUUGUUGAACAUUUAAUAGAUAUUCUUUAUGUCUUA